Molecule: messenger RNA, 1629 nt
Organism: Lycium barbarum (goji berry)
Lineage: Eukaryota; Viridiplantae; Streptophyta; Magnoliopsida; Solanales; Solanaceae
Exons: 1
Coding region: 1-1629 (542 amino acids)
Molecular function (GO): DNA binding
Source: RefSeq, a predicted model, not a curated record
AUGUCCGAAGACCCGGCUUGGAAGUAUGGGAAAAAACUUAGUGAGACCAAUCGGACUGCAAUUAUGUGUUUGUUUUGUGAUAAGAUAACUAAAGGAGGAAUCUUUCGCCUCAAACAACAUCUUAUUGGUACUUAUAGCGAUGUUGCACGCUGUCUAAGAUGUCCGGAGAAUGUGAGGGAAGAAAUAAAAACCUAUGUCGAAGGAAAAAAGGAACUAAAACGUCAAAUGUUACAUCAACCAACUGUAACUAAUCUUGACGACGACGAUGAUGAAACAGAAGAAGGUGAAGCUGUUGAUUUGUCCGUUCGUUCAAAAUCACAAAAACGGACAACUUAUGGACCAACGACCUCCAGUGUGAAAGGUCCUUUAGAUUGCUAUUAUCAACCGAAGCCAACUGAUAACGUAGGGACAAGCGGUAAAAAAAAUUUGAAAGACACUGCCUUACGGCAUUUGAGGGAGCGUGCAGUUGCGGCUUUUUCACGAUGGAUGUAUGAUGCAGGGAUCCCCUUCAAUUGUGUCAACCAUAUUGACACUUUUGGAGCCUUCCUUGAUGUCGUAGGCCAUUAUGGUGUUGGAAUGAAGCCGCCUACGUAUCAUGAAGUUAGUACCUCAUAUCUAGCUAAAGAAGUGGAAGCGACACAAAAAAUAGUGGAGGAUCAUUGGGUAGAAUGGAAGCAUUUGGGAUGUUCCAUUAUGAUGGAUAAGUGGAUGGCAAGAACGGGAAAAAUGAUCAUUAAUGUGUUGGUGAAUUCUCCAAAAGGAAGCUUAUUUCUUGAAUCUAUUGAUGCGAGCGACUCGUCUACUGAUUCCAUCAAGAUGUUCUCCUUGUUUCAGAGCACCAUUGAGAAGAUUGGACCAGAGAAUGUUGUUCAAGUUGUUACCGAUCAUGCAACUGAAAAUGUUAAAGUAGGUGCUAUGUUGAAGGGAGUGUUCCCGAACAUCUAUAUCUAUUGGACUACAUGUGCAGCUCAUUGUAUAAAUUUGAUAUUCGGGGAUAUUUUCAAGGAAAGACCCUUUAGAGGAGUUUUCAUUAAGGCUGUUAGAGCGCAUUCCUACAUUGUUCAAGGGACUUUGUUGUUGAACAUGAUGAGGAGAUUCACAAAACAAAAAAACUUGGUGAAACCUGGGAAAACUCGAUUUGAUACUGCUUUCUUGACCUUACACCGUAUGUAUAUACAAAAGGCCAAUUUGAGAAGCUUGUUCAUUUCGGAUGAAUGGAACAAUAGUAAAUUUGCAAAAGAAGUCAUGGGGAAAGAAGUUGCACGCAUAAUGAUGUCUUAUACUUUUUGGAAUAAUGUUGUUCAUGCUCUUAAAAUUGGCGGGCCAUUGAUUAAAGUACUUCGUUUGGUGGAUGGAGAACAAAAACCACCCAUGGGCUACCUUUUUGAAGCUAUGGAUAGGGUUAAGGAGUCUAUACGAAAAUCAUUUAGUGACCCACAUAAGUAUGCAAAGGUCUUUGACAUCAUUGAUAAAAGGUGGGCGGAUCAACUUCAUCAACCUUUGCAUGCCGCUGGGAAUUUGUUGAACCCAUCAAGCUUUUAUGAUAAUAAUGAGAUACGAUUACUAAAUGCAAAAGUGACGAAGGGAUUCUAUGAGAGUGUUGCUAAAGUUGGUUCCCAAUAUAUAUGA